Pelmatolapia mariae (spotted tilapia) is the source of this 1785-nucleotide messenger RNA. RefSeq names its product neurexophilin-1-like. The record is from RefSeq and is a predicted model, not a curated record. Gene Ontology annotation, molecular function: signaling receptor binding. NCBI's taxonomy places the organism in Eukaryota, Metazoa, Chordata, Actinopteri, Cichliformes, Cichlidae. Bases 667 to 1473 code for a protein of 268 amino acids. The transcript has 2 exons.
UUCACUCCAUAGUUCUCCACCUGCAGCGUCUUCCUUUAUGUUUAACUUGAAGGCCAUGAAAUUGCUGACGUGACUAAUAGGAUUGUGUGAACACGUGAGCUGAUUUUGGUUAUUCUACAUGAGAGAUUUCUGUGUUUAGAUUUAGUUACAGAGCAUGUUCCUGCACAAAGAAAUAAAUAUGAAUUUGUGGUUAUUAACGUAGUUCUACUGCAAAGCAUCAUCCUUGCACUUUAUCACACAGCCACAAGAUGCCAGUAUCACAUUGUCUUGGAUUAGGUUAGUACAAAAAAUACAUUUUAUCAAAGUGUUGAUUAAUUAUAUUAUUAUUCCUCGCAACAAGAUGCAAGAAGAUUUUCAGUCAGAGAAAGAAGUGGAGGGGACCAGGGGCUGGCAGAAACAGUGUGAUGCUGCACACAGUGCAUAUUCUCAAGCAAAAGGGUGUGUGUUUAUGUGUGUGAAAGGGGGAGUGAGUGAGGGAGAGAGAGAGAGCAAAACUGGGUGUCAAAAUCUUGAGCUCUGGGAAAGCCUCCCAGUCUGUGCGCUGUGAGGGGAAGCAGCAUCACAGUGAAGGUUUCCAGUUGGGAGAGUGUUUAAGGAAAGAAUUUCCAAAAGUUCACUUUGCCUGAAUGAAACGCAGCAGUGGAUGGCUCUGGAAGCUUAUGCACAAUGGAGAUGUUCGCCUGUCAGUGCUUUGCUUGGAUACUUUUGAAAGGAACCAUAUGUCUGUUGGUUCUUGGACCACACCAGACAGACAGCAACUUUACCUUCACCAAGAAAGCACCGCCUCAUGCCCGCAGAGCCCACGAGGUUUCUUCACAGCAGAAGAACUCUGUGUUUCAGUCCAGGAGUCUAACUCAGCACACCAAGCUGCCCCGUAACCCCUUCAUCCCUCUUUCAAAGCAGGGAUUUUGGGAAAUACUUGGAGGAAACUCGCAGCCGCACUCCAACCCAUCAUUAAAGAUAAAGCUUCAGCCCAUCAUGAAAGUUCAUGGAACAUCUAAAUGGUCCGGGACCUUCAUCUGGGGGGACUUUUAUUCAAAUAUAAAGACAGUCAAACUGAAUUUGCUGAUAUUGGGGAAGAUUGUGGAUCAUGGGAACGGGUCUCUCGGCGUCUUCUUCCGCCACAACUCCACGGGGGUAGGCAACGUGUCCGUCAGCCUCGUGCCACCGACAAAAGAGGUGGAGUUCGACUUGGAGCGCCAAAGCGUGAUCCACCCCAAGGAUUCAAAGACGUUCAACUGCAGAGUGGACUCCGAGAAAACCGAACGCAACAAGAAGGUGAUGCUGUGCAACUACGACCCAUCAAAGACAUGUGAUCAGGAGCACACCCAGAGCCACGUCACCUGGAUGUGCUCCAGACCUUUCCAGGUCAUCUGCAUCUACGUGUCUUUCUACAGCACAGACUACAGACUGGUUCAGAAAGUCUGCCCGGACUAUAGCCUGCAGAGUCCAGCCUACCUGCCUGCAGGUUAAAGGACACUGGAGAGUGAUGUCUCAGCAAGCCUCUAUAGAGAAAUCCAGUUAGUGCAGCUAUGAGCCAGUCUGAUGGAUCAUUUUGGAGGUUCUUGAAGAGAUUCGGUUAAAAAGUGUUUUUAAGUUCACUUUAGUUUCUAUGUUUUUAGUGCAAAAAAUGUGCCUGCUUUAAGAUUAAAUUGUUUUAGAUCAUGUAACAAAAAAAAGGUUAGGGUGCAACUAAAAGUGAGUGAUUUACCUGGCAAUUGCUUUCUUAAUUAUUCCUUUGAAUAUAUGGUUUUAUGAAACCACAGGGUUAUGAAAAUACUCACA